GGAGGAGGCUGGGGAAGCGCCGGGAUUGUGCUCGCGCGCGCGCCCCCGCGAACCCCUGGCGGGAGGAGAGGCGAGCCCAGGGCCGGAGCCCCGAGCCCCGGAGCCCGCCGAACCCGGAGCCGUCACCCCGGGGUGGGGACGGAGCCGAGGGACUGCACGCGGCGGCGGCAUUCGGAGCGAGGGAGCGGCGCCCGACGAGGCGAGCAGGUGGUGAACGAUGGCUGUGUGGAUCCAAGCACAGCAGCUUCAGGGAGAUGCCCUCCACCAGAUGCAAGCAUUAUAUGGUCAGCACUUUCCUAUUGAGGUGCGGCAUUACUUAUCCCAGUGGAUUGAGAGCCAAGCUUGGGACUCAAUAGAUCUUGAUAAUCCACAGGAGAACAUUAAAGCUACUCAGCUCCUGGAGGGUCUGAUCCAGGAGCUGCAGAAGAAGGCUGAGCACCAAGUAGGGGAAGAUGGGUUUUUACUGAAGAUCAAGCUAGGGCAUUAUGCAACUCAGCUUCAGAGCACUUAUGACCGCUGCCCCAUGGAGUUGGUCCGAUGCAUCAGGCACAUACUAUACAAUGAACAGAGGCUGGUCCGAGAAGCUACCAACUGUAGUUCUCCAGCUGGGAACCUGGCUGAUGCUAUGUCCCAGAAACACCUGCAGAUCAACCAGACAUUUGAGGAGCUGCGACUGGUCACUCAGGACACAGAGAAUGAGCUGAAGAAGCUGCAGCAGACUCAGGAGUAUUUCAUCAUCCAGUAUCAGGAGAGCCUCAGAAACCAGGCUCAGUUUUCCCAGCUGUCCCAGUUGAGUCCCCAGGAACGCUUGACAAGGGAAACAGCACUUCAACAGAAGCAGGUGUCCCUGGAGGCCUGGCUGCAGCGUGAGGCCCAGACUCUCCAACAGUACCGAGUGGAGCUGUCUGAGAAACACCAGAAGACCCUCCAGCUGCUCAGGAAGCAGCAAACUGUCAUUCUGGAUGAUGAGCUGAUCCAGUGGAAGAGGAGGCAGCAGCUGGCUGGGAAUGGAGGGCCCCCAGAGGGCAGCCUGGAUGUCCUGCAAUCUUGGUGUGAGAAGUUGGCAGAGAUCAUCUGGCAGAACCGGCAGCAGAUCAGGAGGGCUGAGCAUCUUUGUCAGCAGUUGCCCAUCCCUGGACCUGUGGAGGAGAUGCUGACUGAGCUCAAUGCCACCAUCACAGAUAUCAUCUCUGCACUGGUGACCAGCACCUUCAUCAUUGAGAAGCAGCCCCCUCAGGUCCUGAAGACACAGACCAAGUUUGCAGCUACAGUGCGUCUCCUGGUGGGUGGGAAGUUGAAUGUGCACAUGAACCCUCCUCAAGUGAAGGCCACCAUCAUCAGUGAGCAGCAGGCCAAGUCUUUGCUGAAGAACGAGAACACUCGAAAUGAUUACAGUGGCGAGAUAUUAAACAAUUGCUGUGUGAUGGAGUAUCACCAGGCAACUGGCACUCUCAGCGCACACUUCAGGAAUAUGUCCCUAAAACGUAUUAAGAGGUCUGACCGUCGUGGUGCGGAAUCAGUGACAGAAGAGAAAUUUACAAUCCUGUUUGAAUCGCAGUUCAGCGUUGGUGGGAAUGAGCUGGUUUUUCAGGUCAAGACUCUCUCUCUCCCGGUGGUGGUGAUCGUUCAUGGUAGCCAAGAUAACAAUGCUACAGCCACUGUUCUCUGGGACAAUGCUUUUGCCGAACCUGGCCGGGUACCAUUUGCUGUGCCUGACAAAGUUCUAUGGCCCCAGCUGUGUGAGGCUCUCAACAUGAAGUUCAAGGCAGAAGUCCAGAGCAACCGGGGCCUGACAAAGGAGAACUUGGUGUUCCUGGCACAGAAGCUGUUCAACAGCAGCAGCAACAACAUGGAGGACUACAACAGCAUGGCCAUCUCUUGGUCCCAGUUCAACAGGGAGAACUUACCUGGACGGAAUUACACCUUCUGGCAGUGGUUUGAUGGAGUGAUGGAAGUGUUAAAAAAACAUCUCAAACCUCAUUGGAAUGAUGGGGCCAUCUUGGGUUUUGUGAACAAGCAGCAGGCCCAUGACCUGCUCAUCAACAAACCAGAUGGGACCUUCCUGCUGCGCUUCAGUGACUCUGAAAUUGGGGGCAUCACCAUUGCCUGGAAGUUUGACUCCCAGGAGAGGAUGUUUUGGAAUCUGAUGCCUUUUACCACCCGAGACUUCUCUAUCCGGUCCCUGGCUGACCGCUUGGGAGAUCUGAAUUACCUUAUCUAUGUGUUUCCUGAUCGGCCAAAAGAUGAAGUAUACUCCAAGUAUUACACACCAGUUAUGUGCGAGUCUGCCACUGCUAAAGCUGUGGAUGGAUAUGUGAAACCACAGAUCAAGCAGGUGGUUCCCGAGUUUGUCAGUGCAUCUGCAGAUUCUUCAGGGGGCAGUGCCACAUACAUGGAUCAGGCCCCAUCCCCAGCCGUGUGCUCCCAGUCUCAUUAUAACAUGUAUCCCCAGAACCCUGACUCUGUCCUUGACCCAGAUGGGGAUUUUGACCUGGACGACACUAUGGAUGUAGCAAGACAUGUUGAAGAACUCUUACGCCGACCAAUGGACAGUCAUCAGUGGAUUCCCCAUGCCCAGUCGUGACGCCUGACCCCUCCACCCCAUAACUCUUCAUCCCCUGCCGGAGGAUCGCUCUUGUGGAUGUUUAAUUCCAUGAAUCGCUUCUCUUUGGAAAUAAUACUCAUAAUGUGAAGUGUUAAUACUAGUUGUGAUUUUAGUAUUUCUGUGCAUGGUGAUGCUAGUGGGGUGGGUGUGAGUGUGUGUGAGUGUGUGUAUGUGUAUUCAAGUGAGGUAUUUGUUCUCCCCCUUCCCUCCUUUCUGUCCAGGAUUUGGCUGCCUUGUCAGGACCUUAGGGACUAUGGCCAAUUUCUCCUUACUGAAAGGCUGAGCUUUGGCUUUGGGAGGGUGGGGGUGGGUAGGGGUGGAAGGGAGGUUGCACCUCCUAAUCAAUGACUUAUUUCGCUAUUUCAGCCAAAUAUUACAGUAAAAAAAAAAUUUAACAGUUGUUGCCUUUAACCAUCCUCUGAAAUUUUGAUCACUGCCUUUUAACAGAAAAAGCUAGGUUUUCUUUCUUUGUUUUUUUCUAGGUAGGGUUGGGAAAUUAUGAUGAUUUGAAAAGAUAGCUGGAGUGAGGGAAAAAGUUGUGGGUUUUCUGUUUGGGGGCUGAUCUCUUUAAAAUGCCACUUAGCGCAUAUAAGUUCACCGUUUUGUGUAGAUUUGCUCCUUGGUGGGAAUAUUUAGGGAUGAGUCUGUCUGAAAUGGGUCAAAGAAAGACUAGCCAUAUCUGUACAUGCUUGUACUAUUGAUCUCUUGUGCAUUUGGGCUCUAGUGGAAUACUAGAUAUUCAUUUCCCAGGGUUAAAAACAAUAAUUUGUUACCUGGGGUAACCCACCAUUUGGAUCUGAUCAUUCAAAGACUUUCCCUUCCCUGCUCAUUCUCUGGACUGUUGGAUACUAAAAUGUGAGGGUUUGGGGUUUUUGUGUUGUUUU
Dromiciops gliroides (monito del monte) is the source of this 3489-nucleotide messenger RNA. RefSeq names its product signal transducer and activator of transcription 5B. The transcript is spliced from 19 exons. Gene Ontology annotation, molecular function: DNA-binding transcription factor activity, RNA polymerase II-specific; RNA polymerase II cis-regulatory region sequence-specific DNA binding. NCBI's taxonomy places the organism in Eukaryota, Metazoa, Chordata, Mammalia, Microbiotheria, Microbiotheriidae. Bases 218 to 2584 code for a protein of 788 amino acids. Gene Ontology annotation, biological process: response to peptide hormone; regulation of transcription by RNA polymerase II; cell surface receptor signaling pathway via JAK-STAT. The record is from RefSeq and is a predicted model, not a curated record.